Durio zibethinus is the source of this 1854-nucleotide messenger RNA. Its product is annotated as homeobox-leucine zipper protein HOX3-like. NCBI's taxonomy places the organism in Eukaryota, Viridiplantae, Streptophyta, Magnoliopsida, Malvales, Malvaceae. The record is from RefSeq and is a predicted model, not a curated record. Gene Ontology annotation, biological process: regulation of DNA-templated transcription. Gene Ontology annotation, molecular function: DNA-binding transcription factor activity, RNA polymerase II-specific; sequence-specific DNA binding.
UUUGCUUCCUAUUUUUCUCCCUUGUAUCUAUUUAUUAUAUUGACCUUUAUAUCUAUCACACCGCCUUUUUUCCUCCUUCAUUUCAUCUCAUUUCAUUUUCUUAUGUCUCUCAUUUGUCUCCUUUUGUUGCCCUUUUUUUAUUUAUCUUUUUAAAAUCUUUACCUUUUCUCUUCUUUCUUCUCCUGCAACUUUCAUGGCGGUUUUACCCACCUGCUCCUCUAACUUGGAAUUGACAAUAUCUGUUCCUGGCUUCUCUUUUUCCCCUUCUAUUCCUUCUUCUGGUCAUGAACGGUGUUCUACAGUGCGAGAUUUGGAUAUAAACCAAGUACCAUCGGGAGGAGCAGAAGAUGAAUGGAUCACAGCAAGCAUGGAGGUUGAAGAAGAAAGCUGGAAUGGAGCCCCUCCUCGCAAAAAACUUCGUCUUACAAAAGAGCAGUCUCGCCUUCUUGAAGAAAGUUUCAGACAAAAUAAUACCCUAAACCCUAAGCAGAAAGAAGCAUUGGCUUUGCAGCUGAAGCUUAGGCCAAGGCAGGUUGAGGUUUGGUUCCAGAACCGUAGGGCCAGGAGCAAGUUGAAACAGACAGAGAUGGAGUGUGAAUACCUGAAGAGAUGGUUUGGAUCACUGACUGAACAGAACCGGAGACUUCAAAGGGAGGUGGAGGAGCUUAGGGCCAUGAAAGUAGGGCCACCAACAGUGAUUUCACCUCACAGCUGUGAACCUCUCCCUGCAUCAACCCUUACAAUGUGCCCUCGGUGCGAGCGUGUGGCCACCACUGCCCAUGACAAGGGCCCCACUAAAGUGACCGCCGCCACCACCACUGCCACCGCAUUGUCCUCUAAAGUUGGGACAUCAGCACUCCAAUCAAGGCCAUCUUCGGCGGCUUGUUAAUUAGUCAGGCUUAAUGACCCACGUAAGAGGGUUUUAAAAGAAAAAAGAUUUAGGGAAUGUUCAUAGUAGUUUACACACAAUGUAAGGGAUAGAUACUACAUAUUGGUAUCUAAUCUACAUAGGGAUUUUACUUGCUUUUGCUUUGUCUUUAUUUUAUCGAUCAAUCUUUUAUUGUUAUUGCCUAUUCAAAAGCCAACAAGCUGUUAAAAACCCACAAUUUUUUUUUCUUGUGAUUGUUUAGCCUAAAAAAUUACAAAAAGAAUAAGAAAAAGAAUGGGAAGAAGGGGAAAAAAGAUCACUCAAAAUUGGUUUAAAUUGUGGAAAUUAUAUAUGAUUAUAAAUCCUGCUAUUAAUUUUGGUGCUAAGUUAAGAUGAUUUUGUAACGCCUUGAGCCAAAUUUCAACAAAUGUUGAGGCUAUAUGAACAAUCCUAAUCAGCCAAAAUUCAGGCAUUGUCAGGAACACUGAGCAAUUACCAAUGGUAUCCCAAAAAAAAUUCAAUUGUCUUGAAAGAAGGGGGGAGGCUGGUUGGCAUCACAAUAAUGACUUGUGGCAAAAAGUUACGUAAAGUCACUUUCAAAUGAUUUUGCCAGAAGAAACAAAACACACUAAUGUGCGGGAACUUGGUAGCUAGACACAUCUUUCGGGUCGUGGACUAUGAAAAGUGUGAUAACCCUAAUAUCUAAAAAAAGCUCAUAUCAAAUCGAUUAUGAUACCUCACCACAGUUCUAACCUUUAGACUUUGUCGGCUAAUUAAGUUGGGGUUGGUAAAUUCUACUGAAAACUUGGACUUUAAUCACGCCUUCCCCCAAAAGAUGCGAGGUUUGUAUGUGAAAUUUGUAUUAAGAAUUUGGGUUUAUGCUCACUUUUUUAAUUCGGUGAAGGGGAAUUGUAGCUGUCAGCUCUGAGUUGAGGAUCAAAAAUUUAAAAUCAUGAUAGAGAAAGAGAGUGGAUAAAAGUAAAAGU